Molecule: messenger RNA, 1940 nt
Organism: Anguilla rostrata (American eel)
Lineage: Eukaryota; Metazoa; Chordata; Actinopteri; Anguilliformes; Anguillidae
Exons: 1
Source: RefSeq, a predicted model, not a curated record
CUUGUCUUAUAUGUCUUAAUUUAUGAUUUUGGUGUUUUUCUUUAUUUUUUGUUCUUUAUUUUUAUACUAUCAUUUUCAAUAACCAUCCACACAAAAUGUAUUGGGUUCUUUGUUUCUUUUCCUUUAAUUCACCCAGAUCAGGUGUACCCAAAUUCCACUACCAUACGCUCUAUCGGCGUAGUAGUGAAGAAUCAGAUUCUAAAAUUAGAUCACCUUACCGGGUAUAUCACUAUGAGGGGCACAGAGACCAUAUUCACCACUCGCAUGUGUUGUCAUGAAACCUCCAGCUAUAUCAUCUGUACCUGUAACACCUUACAACCUUUUUCUCCCAAUGAUACCAAAUUCAUUAGUGGGCAGUCUUUGCAUGGCCACGCUGACUCUAUCCAGGUUUCCCACACACAAUGGUGCGUCAUCAGCGAGAUGAACUCUUUCUCGUAUGGAGGUCUGACCUGUCCAGCAAACCACACUUUCUGCUUGGAAGUGACAGAAGAUUUGGCCAUGGGUCAGAUCAACAUUCUAGGCCGAGUUCCACUGGAGGUAGACGUCUCCCCGUGGUGGGAGGACACAUUCUACGAACAAGGAACGCGGGCCCUGACUGACCUAAUGAGUUUGGUAGAACAGAUCAUCCGUGACACCAAUUACCACAUCAACCAGGCUCAGGUGGAGGUGAAUCUGGCCAAAAGAACAGCGGAGAUCCUGGCCAGCUCCUCUACCCGGUCCGCCCAGGACGCAUACACCUGGUGGGAUUGGGUGUUCCGAGGGUGCGUCAUCUUUACCAUCACCCUGGUUCAAUGCUGUUAUUUUCGACACCUAAUACACUCUCUGCGCACCUCCACUCAUGCUUCUUUGGUUCUCAGCCCCCUCCAGUUGCCAGCGAGACCGGGCUUGAGACCAUAAACACCGGACCUGGACUGCUGUCAAAGUUGGGCAUUUUCAGUGACCCCUGGGACAGCGUUCUGUUUGUCCCACGGGGCCAGAGAGGGGAAUCUGUAAGGCCCACGGGAACAGGCAUAGAGUGGAAUUUCCUCUCGGAUUGUCGUAAAGCAAUUCGCCAGGGGCAGAGUCUGAUAUUGUCGGGACAGAGUGGCCCGUAAGACCUUGGCAUCUGGUUUUGCGACAGUUAACAGGUGACACCUCUUUUCUACGGGAAAGCAAUUCUAAAAUUACCCCAACGUCCUGGAGGUUUCAGAUUGCAAGUAAUAAAAUCACAUGAUAGAAAUUGGGCAAAUUACUCAGGACAGUUGAGGGACAGCCAAAGUGCCCUCACCUGGUGUCACUGGGUAACUUGUCUCCCUACCUUCAUAAGGAAAGAAAUUUACUCAAGCACACUUUUUGUUAGGAAAUAAAUGCAGAUUUGGGUUGAAUACAUUGCUACACUACACUAUGCAAUCUUGAUACCCUGUGGAAAGACAUUGAGAGUUGGCAGUUGGUUCAUGUAAGAGAUUGUGCAGUUAUUUCAUGUUUUUCAGAGUUUUCAUGACAAACACAAGAACAAAUAUUCAUAUUUGGUAUGGUUUUUAUGGUCUCUGCGCGAGUGAUGCUCUGGUUUAGGUUUGAAAACCAGCAAACCUAUAGAAAAUCUAUUUUUAAUAAAUUUGGAAGUCAACUGUAUUUUUGGGACACUCCUCCUAGUAAAUCCAUCUGUCUGAUCCUCAGGAUGGAACCAAAUUCCAAUCUUCCCCCUCCAAGUAAAUUUAUGGUUUUAUGAGCCUUUUGUGGCGACAUCCACCUGCCUUCCGCUGGGUUCUUAUAGGAGAGGAACAGGGCCCUCGGGGAGUCUGCAAUCAGACUUCCCACACAAGACUCUUUCUGUGUGUAGACUGCUGUCAGGUAUGCUCAUCUUUAUCUUUGAUUGUUAGACUAUUUUCUAAAUUCUGUAACUACAAAUUGACUAUUUUAAGUGUAUAACCUACCUGACAUUAAAACUGUUAAUGACUUGA